AAACAUAUCACUUCAAAAAUAUUAAAAAAUAUUCAUAAUAAAAUAAAAUUAAAUAAGAAAUGAGCUGCUGCUUCCGGGGAUGUUUCAACACGCGGAAUAGCUGUAGGAAUACAGCUGUAAAACAUUUCAAAUUUCCUGUUGUGCCGUAUUUACGGGAAAAGUGGAUGAAGGAUUGCGGAUUAAGCGAGCAGCAAUUGCCAAGGGAACCGUUUGUGUGUUCCAAUAAUUUUUUAAGUACAGAUUUGAUUGCGCGGAACGGUCGUGCACUGCUAAGCCGAGGUGCCAUCCCCGGAGCCGAAAUCGAUCAACAACCAAGCGGCAUGGACGAUGACAAUGAAUAUUGUAUAGACGACGCCAGCGAAUCCCCUUUCGUUGGGAUAUCAAGAAAAAGAGCCAGGAAAGGAUACGUCAGCGUUUCAACGCAAACUGAGUAAGUUUUUUUAUGGCGAUA
This is a messenger RNA of Rhagoletis zephyria (snowberry fruit fly), 451 nucleotides long. RefSeq lists its product as uncharacterized. The record is from RefSeq and is a predicted model, not a curated record. Lineage: Eukaryota; Metazoa; Arthropoda; Insecta; Diptera; Tephritidae.